AUGGCCUCAGAGGACACCGUCAACCCUGAAGCUCUUGUCGAACUUGGCAUCCGGCUCAUUCAGGCUGCAAAGAACGCCCCGCUCUCCACUAUCUCCGCCCUUCUCGAACAAGGUGCUCCUGCCUGGUAUCAAGACGAAAACCUCGGCUGGUCUCCCUUGCACUAUGCUGCCGAGAGGAGAGAGCCCAAGGCCUUGGAUGUGCUUCUGAAAGGCGGCGCUGUUUGGAAUGCAGUAGACAAGUGGGGCAGGACUGCCGGGGAGAUUUGCCUGUCUCUAGGCGAUGAAGAGGGCUGGUUGCUCAUUCGCAAUGAGGGCAUUAGAAGUGAAAUGCUCCAUCAUGCACUCGCGGGCGCCUCUGCCGGCCUCAACAACAUCAUUUUGCGUGCGGAGGACUCGACGUCAGCCGGUGACAACCUCGUCUUCUUGAAGAGCCAGCUUACAUGGGAUGUCGGGAAAGAUGGCAAAGAAAGGGUUUUGGAUGCUGAUGGUAACGGAGUGAUGAUGGGAUGGGAGGAACCUUUGAUGGUUGAGCAUGUUCGCUAUCUGACGGAAGGCCACCCUAAGAUGCAGUUGGGUGAAGAGGGGGAAGGCAUGUCCAUCCUCAACGUCGGUUUUGGACUCGGUAUCGUUGACCGACUCUUCCAAACCUGUGACCCCAAGCCAUCUCAUCAUACUAUCAUUGAGGCUCACCCCCAGGUCCUGGAGUACAUCCGCCAGAAGGGCAUCCACCUUUUGCCUAAUGUCCGCAUUCUCGAGGGAAGAUGGCAAGACUGGUUGCUAGAUGGCGAUAAGAUUGGAGAGGUGCUUUCCGGGACUCCCAAUGGCAUGGGCUUCGAUGCCAUCUUUGUGGACACGUUUGCCGAGGGCUACGAGGUUUCAGAUUUGAAGGCCUUUUUCGAAGUGAUUCCGGAUAUCUUGGAUGCUGAGAAUGGCAGGUUCUCAUUCUGGAACGGUCUCGGGGCUACCAACCCUACGAUCUACGCUGUGGCCUCGAGUCUUGCCGAGCUUCACCUGGAGGAUGUUGGACUCAAUGUAGAAUGGCACGAUGUCGCUAUUCCGGAAAGCAUGAGGGAGGAGGUGUGGAAGGACGUGAGAAGAAGAUAUUGGGAUUUGCCGGGAUAUAGACUUCCCAUUGGCAAGAUGAGCCUCUUCUGA
Cryptococcus wingfieldii CBS 7118 is the source of this 1155-nucleotide messenger RNA. Its product is annotated as arginine N-methyltransferase 2. Gene Ontology annotation, cellular component: cytoplasm; nucleus. Gene Ontology annotation, biological process: peptidyl-arginine methylation. Lineage: Eukaryota; Fungi; Basidiomycota; Tremellomycetes; Tremellales; Cryptococcaceae. The record is from RefSeq and is a predicted model, not a curated record. The transcript has 7 exons. The coding region runs from base 1 to 1155 and encodes 384 amino acids. Gene Ontology annotation, molecular function: protein arginine N5-methyltransferase activity; protein binding.